AUGAAGAUCCUCGGUUUGAUAUGGAAUUUGGAAAAUGACACUUUACGGCUCAAACUGAAUAACGAAACUUUUGAGAGUGAGAUCACAGACAGAGGUAUUACAAAGAAAGGAGUCCUGAGAGUGCUAGCACGUCUGUAUGAUCCAUGCGGGUUUGUAUCACCACUCAUGCUACCAGGAAAACUCUUGUUUCAGGAGAUCUGCACUAGGAAGUUAAAAUGGGACGAGAUUCUGCCUGAAGACUUGUUGACAUCAUGGAGGAACAUAAUUGAGAAUUUAAAAGUGGUUAAGAACGUAGAAUUGCCAAGACAUGUUGCAAGUGGAUCAAAGUCGGAAUGUACGAAGUAUGAACUACAUUGCUUCACUGACGCAUCUAUGGAUGCAUAUGCAGCAGUCGUUUAUCUGCGCGUCAUAACUGGAAAGCAAGUAUCAACUUCGUUUCUCAUGUCCAAAUCCAGAAUAACUCCAGCAGAGGACAAGAGUGAUCUCAAAAUUCCUAGACUUGAAUUGCUAGGGUAUCUCAUAGGAAGUAGACUUCUGAGAUAUGUUAAAAGCCACAUAGACCUAAAUAUAUGCAAGAUAUAUUUGUGGACGGAUAGUCAAGUUGUAAUUGCUUGGAUCAAAUCAAGUAGGCUACUUCCACCAUUUGUAUUGAGAAGAGUCAAUGAGAUCAAGCAAAUUAAGGACAUCUUGGGUGCAGAGCUGCGCUAUGUCAACUCAAAAGAAAACCCUGCAGACGUAGCUACCAGGCCAGAAUUGUGGCAUCAUAGACAGGAUCUAUGGCUCCAUGGUCCAGAUUUUCUUCUACAAGACCAAAAUGAUUGGCCUAAGGAGCAGAGGUAUGAAGAAAUGUGCUUGGCUGGGAGGGCUCUGGACACGGUGGAUGGUCCAGAGAUGACAAUGAAAGGCUAUGAAGACCAAGAUAAUGAUCCUAACUUUUCUGAAAUGGAGGAUAAUCCUGCAGCCACUGCACUUCAUGAUUCUGUGCAAAACCCAUCUGAUGAAGAAAAGUGUGAAGAGACAGUGACUGAGAUAAAGAAGUUACAAGGUAAAUUCUUUUCAGAAGAAGUCUCAGGAAAGGUGACCAGUUUGUCACGAAACUUGGGUCUCUUUGUAGACGAAGAUGGGAUCUUAAGAUGUAAAGGAAGGUUCGCGAAUGCUAAUUUAUCAUAUGAUAAGAGAUAUCCCAUUCUGAUUCCGAAGAAAUCACCCUUCACAACCCAGAUUAUACUAAAAACGCAUAGAGACAACUACCAUGUUGGGGUCCCACACACGCUAAGUAUAUUACGCGAAAAGUAUUGGAUCCCUCACGGGCGAGCUCAAGUACAGAAAGCUUUGAAGAGAUGUUUGCAGUGUGAGAAGUAUUCUGGAGGUCCUUACAAACUGCCACCACCACCUGCACUCCCCAGUGAAAGGGUUAAUUAUAGUUCUCCAUUUACCUUUACUGGAUUAGACUACCUGGGUCCGGUAUUAGUGGAAACUAAUACAGGCAGAGAAAAACGAUGGAUUUGUCUUAUGACAUGUCUAGCAGUUCGUGCUGUACAUUUGGAGUUGGUCAAGGCUUUGACGGCUGAGGAGUGCUUGCUAGCGAUACGGCGGUUCGUGGCGGCUAGAGGACCACCUAAAGUAUUGAUAUCGGACAAUGCACUACAGUUCAAGCUGACAAGUGAAGUACUAAUCCAUUCAUACUGCCAGGAGAAACAUAUCAAGUGGAAAUUCAUCACGCAGCUUGCACCCUGGCAAGGCGGCUUUUACGAAAGAUUAGUUGCACUGGUAAAGCACUGCUUGAAGCGCACACUUGACAAGCAUUUAUUAACAGACGGUCAAAUGCAUACAGUAGUGAAGGAGAUUGAGGCCGUAUUGAACACAAGACCUUUGACUGUAGUGGGUUCCGACCCAGAGGGAGUACUGCGACCAGCUGAUUUUCUAUCUCUAGGUCAGUGUCUAGAAAUAAACCCAGAUUUUGGUGAGGGAACUUCACAGGGCACACAUACCAAAGUCGACUUGGUUGAAGGCUGGAAAAGAGGUCAGAGGAUUCUUAACGAAUAUAAAGAGAUGUUCACCAAUCAAUAUCUACCAAGUCUGCGGGACAGAUUCAGUCACUCUCAUAAACAACCGCGAGUGAUAUCAAAGAAGUCUCCAGAAGUCGGUGACAUUGUACAGAUUAAAAAUGAUUCCAAAAAUAGAAUCAAUUGGAAGGUUCGCAAAAUCGUAAGUUUAAUCCGAAGCCGUGAUGGUGAAUGCCGAGCAGCCAAAGUGGUAGUUGGGAAUACAGAGUUUACGAGAUCCAUAGCCCAUCUGUAUCCGUUAGAGUCUGAUAUGUACGGCCCAACGGAUUAUGCACUACCACCAUCACAAGACAAUGAGAUGGCAGAGACAUCAACUGUACCUAUGGAGAUGGUUAAACUAUGGAACCUAUAA
Messenger RNA from Cydia pomonella (codling moth), 2418 nucleotides. RefSeq lists its product as uncharacterized. Lineage: Eukaryota; Metazoa; Arthropoda; Insecta; Lepidoptera; Tortricidae. The coding region runs from base 1 to 2418 and encodes 805 amino acids. The record is from RefSeq and is a predicted model, not a curated record. Gene Ontology annotation, molecular function: nucleic acid binding. Gene Ontology annotation, biological process: DNA integration. The transcript has a single exon.